AUGACCACUGGAAUUUCGAAUCCGUCGAAUAUUAGAAUACCCAGAAAUACCACAACAAAAUGCCUAGAGACCGAAAUUUAUAACAAACCUUUUGCUAAUAAGAGAAAAUAUACACAUACUGGAGUUCCAAGUAUCAAAGCGUUUCUUGAUAAAUUUUUAUAUUAUUUUUUAAAAAGACUACCGAACAUUGCAUUUCAAAAUAUUGGUCUUGCAGAGACAGGUACACAAUAUUUUACGAACCGCAAUAGUACCUUGAAAGGAACUUUCCUGAUACUAGCAACAAUCAAUGAUGAUUUAUUGACAGAUAACAAUUUACAAACAAAGUCUUUGAGAGACCAAGAACUGGAACGAACUAUUACUGGUAAAGUGAACCCAUCGUUAUUUCAGGGCUUCAGAAAUAUGCUGACUAGCAUUAAAACCCAAAGAAUAAUGUCAGAUGAAUCUUCAGACAUUUCAAGUUACAAAAAUGAAAUAUCAAUUGAAUUAAAUAUAGACACAGAUGUAAUUGAAAGAUCUUAUUCUUUGAAGGCAUUAGAUAACAUAUCUUCAGGCAUUUUUGAAAAAUUAAGCUAUUUCGACAUACAGAAGGCUACAUUUCAAAAGAAUAUUGAUGAUCUAGAUUUGAAAUUAGAAGAAAUAAAUUCUAAAAGGAACAAAAUUGUUAAUAAAAUCAAUGUUGUUAACGAUAUUGAGUUAUACUUGAAAAAUACAAUAGUUGCAUUGACGAGUCGAAAAGAAUUUAUAAGAGCCUACGGAAUCUCCAAUGAUUCUUCUACAGAAACUACAAGUGAGCAAGACAUACUAGAAGGUAAUCUUUUGAGAAAUUUUCUAGGGUCUGAUAAAGAUGAGAUGGAAAAGAUAAAGCUAGGCAGCGAUAUCGAUACUGCAAAUUCUACACCAAGCUCUAUUUCCAUAGAAAUGAUGCCAUCUUUAAACUAUGAAACCAACACUGCAUUUCAAAGGUCGCAAGUUGAUCCAAAUAAACUCUUUACAGCACCAAUAAAGAGGAGGAAUUACAUAUCACAAUCAUUCCAUAGUCAUUACCCUAAGGGAUCUUCCAUUGCCAAGUUAAACAAGGCACACGACGACAAAAUCACAUGUGUGGACUUUGAUUUUCCUUUUGGUACAUUAGCAUCCACGGGAUAUCUUGAUCCAGUCGUAAAACUAUGGGACUUAUCGAAGAGACAAAAUGUUGGUGAACUAAAAGGACACAUGGCCUCUGUGAAUUGCCUUCAGAUGGAUUCCAAAUAUAAUAUUGCGAUAACAGGAAGUAAGGAUGCUACUCUAAAGGUAUGGAAUAUCGAUAUUGCCAUUGAGCAAUUUAUGAAUGACACCUCAAAUAAUGCACCAUUCAUGAAUAAUAAACCUUGUGUAUAUACAUUUGAUUCUCAUUCAGACGAGGUCACAGCAUUAUCUUUUGAUGACGAUAACUUAGUAAGUGGUUCAAAAGACAAAACCAUAAGGCAAUGGGAUUUAAAUACUGGAAAGUGCAUUCAAUUAAUCAAUUUAAAUACUACAUUAAAUUCUAGAUCAACAAGAGUUGAUUUACCAUUGGGAGCCAGUUCUGAUCCACCGCUAAUUGGUGCAAUCCAAUGCUAUGAUGCAGCUAUGGCUACAGGUACCCGUGAUGGUAUAAUACGUUUAUGGGAUCUUAGAAUUGGGAAAGUUGUUCGUACCCUACACGGCCAUGAAAAUGCCAUAUCGACUCUUCAAUUUGAUUCCUCCCUACUAGUUUCAGGUUCACUAGACAAAACAGUUAAGAUAUGGGACCUUGGAUCUGGGACUAUUAUUGAUAACUAUGUGUAUGAUAAUACUGUAUCAUCUCUAAGUUUUGAUGAUAAGAAUAUCACGGUUGCUACAGAUGAUGCAACACCAAGAGUUAUCAGUAGAGAAAAUGGGAAACAUUGGGAGUGUGAUCGAACACCUGACCUGACAUCUACCUCUUCAUUCGUCAAGUACAAUGAAGGGUACAUGGUAGAAGGUAGAAAUAAUGGUGACAUAAAUGUAUGGUCUAUCUAG
Messenger RNA from Maudiozyma saulgeensis, 2019 nucleotides. The record is from the annotation of a GenBank genome assembly. Lineage: Eukaryota; Fungi; Ascomycota; Saccharomycetes; Saccharomycetales; Saccharomycetaceae.